Molecule: messenger RNA, 3009 nt
Organism: Protopterus annectens (West African lungfish)
Lineage: Eukaryota; Metazoa; Chordata; Ceratodontiformes; Protopteridae
Product: extracellular calcium-sensing receptor-like
Exons: 9
Coding region: 1-3009 (1002 amino acids)
Biological process (GO): G protein-coupled receptor signaling pathway
Cellular component (GO): membrane
Molecular function (GO): G protein-coupled receptor activity
Source: RefSeq, a predicted model, not a curated record
AUGAUCUACACCACUGAUGAAAUUAACCAGAAUCCUAAAAUAUUGUCUAAUAUUUCACUGGGGUUCCAUGUUUAUGACUCCUGUUACUCAGAAGUCCGUGCUGUUGAGGGAAGCAUGUUGAUAUUAUCAGGGAAGAAAGAGAUUGUCCCAAACUACAGAUGUCAGUCAAAGCCCCAACUUACAGCCAUCAUUGGAGAUGAAGCUUCAGCAUCAUCAAUCCCCAUUGCAAGGAUUUUAGGACUAUAUAGAUAUCCACAGGAACAGGCUCCCCAACAGGGUAUUCUGACUUCUUCUGACACCUGCCAAGAGCAUCCUACUGAGGAGAUCCCUAAGAAGAAGAUGUGUGAGAGGAAGCACUUUGGCUCCCUAGAGAAGUCUAUCACAGAAGAUACGAACUUCGGUGAAGUUGAAGGGUCCCCACGGUCACCUCUUGAUGAUGUCUCUUUUGGAGAAGUCCUUGAAAUCCUAAGAGGUAGCUGGAUGCCCACCAACCCUUCAUCCAAGAAGUCUGCAUUUCUGGAGGCUUUUGGUACUUACUUGUAUAUCUCUUGGGUGACUUUGCCCUCUGACAAGCUCGUUGAGUUGAUCUCUCAGUGGGCAUGGAAGGAUCCCAACACUAUUGAGCCCAUACCUCAGAGACCAGAUGUUAUAUACAUUACUGGUUGGAAGGCAGAAAAAACAGUAACAUUGUACACAAUUAUGGAGAACACAGGUAGUGCACAAACCGAAGAAAAUAGGGAGAUAGAAAAGCUGAUGUGGAGUGUGGGUGAAGAAAAGAUCAGUCAUGGAGCGGUACUUUCUAGCCUGAGCAAUAAGAAGGAAUUCCCUUCAUUUUCACGAACUGUACCAAAUUUCAGCUUUUCUAUCCUGGGAAAUGCACAUGUGGCAGUGUACUUUAGCUGGACCUGGGUAGGAAUCUUAGCAUCAGAUGAUGAAAUUGGUCAAAUGGGCAGCAAAGAGCUAAAAAGAGUUUUGAAUAGCGAAGGAGCAUGCAUAAGUUUUUUAGAAACAUUUCCUAAAAAUAAUCCAAAUAAAGUCCUGGAAAUUGUUGAUGUACUGAAGAGGUCAACUGCUAAAGUAGUUUUUGUCUAUGUCAGUAAGAGAACAUUAGUUCCAAUUAUGCAACAACUUGCAAUGCACAAUGUAACAGAUAAAGUUUGGAUAACUGAACAUGCAUGCACAGUUUCUGGAGAGAUCGUCAACAAAGAAAUGCUGGAAACAAUGAAUGGUACAAUUGGAAUUGCAGCUCACACAAGACACAUCUCAGGAUUUUUAGACUACCUUUAUAACCUCUACCCUUCUGUUAAUAUUGCUGAUAUUUUUAUUAAAUCAUUUUGGGAAAAAGCAUUUGGCUGCAUAUGGCCUAACAAUGGAACAGAACUGCUUACUGAAUCAAAUAUAACUGACAGUGAAACAAUGUUUUGCUCAGGUCAUGAGAGGAUAGAUGAAUUGGAUGCAACAUUGUUUGACAUAUAUUCAUCCAUACAUUCUAGUCAUGCUUAUGAUGCUGUGUAUGCUAUAGCCUAUGCAUUACAUAACUUGGCCACAUGCCACUUACAAAUGAACCCUUUUGGGAAUACCUCCUGCCCAAAUAUUCUCGACUUUCAGCCAUGGCAGGAAUAUAUGUUCAUCAAAGAAAGUGGAGGUACAGAAUUUGAGGCAAAGAUGGUGAAAGUAGAGUUUGCAUCAGCUGGUGAACUGAAGGAACUGGACUCAACAGGUGGUAUAUGCUGCUGUGGUCUUCUCCACUAUGUGCGAAAUGUCCACUUUAUAACUAAUGAAGGAGAUGAGAUGUUCUUUGAUGCUGAUGGAGACCCACCUGCUGUGUAUGACAUCAUAAACCAGCAAAUAUCUACAGAUGGUUCAAAGAAAUGUGUAAAUGUUGGCUAUUUUGACUAUCGCCAGCCUGUAGGGAAGCAAGUUAUUAUUAAUGACAAGGCCAUAAAGUGGAAUGGAGCAUUCACAGAGGUUCCACAUUCUGUAUGCAGUGAGAGUUGUACACCUGGCUAUCGUAAAUCAGCUCAGAAGGGUCAGCCAAUCUGCUGCUUUGACUGUGUACCUUGUUCUGAGGGGGAAAUUUCCAACCAAACAGAUCUUUCUCAUUGCAUGAAGUGCUCUGAGAGUCAAUGGGUCAGCAGCAACAGAGACAGAUGCCUACCAAGACUUAUUGAAUUUUUGUCCUAUGAGAAUCCACUAGGAAUAAUGUUUGCUGUCAUAUCUACAACCUGCUCCUUAAUGACUGUUUCCAUUCUGUGCAUAUUCAUGAAAUAUCGGGAAACUCCAAUAGUCAAGGCCAACAACCGAAACCUCAGUUACCUUCUCCUCCUCUCUCUCAUAUUGUGCUUCCUCUGCUCUUUGAUGUUGAUUGGUCAGCCAAUGACAGUGACAUGUGUGCUUCGACAAGCACUUUUCACUGUAGUUUUCUCCUUCUGUAUUGCCUGUGUUUUGGCAAAGACCAUUACUGUAGUUAUUGCGUUCAAUGCUACUAAGCCAGAGAGCAAGUUACAAAAAUGGGUGGGACCCAGUGUUCCCAUUUAUAUUGUUGUUUUAAGCUCUGUAAUUCAAAUUAUCAUGGGUAUCAUCUGGCUGACUACAUCUCCACCAUUUGUUGAGUAUAAUGUGAAAUCUUUAAAGGAUAAAAUAAUAAUUGAAUGUAAUGAAGGUUUUAUUGUUAUGUUCUAUUGCAUGCUGGGAUACCUAGGCCUCUUGGCAGGAGUAUGCUUCAUAGUUGCUUUCCUAGCAAGAAAAUUACCUGAUAGCUUUAAUGAAGCAAAUUAUAUCACAUUCAGCAUGCUGGCAUUUGUUAGUGUUUGGAUUUCAUUCAUUCCAGCAUACCUCAGUACAAAGGGAAUGUACUUGGUUGCUGUAGAGAUAUUUGCCAUCCUGUCUUCCAGUAUAGGACUAAUUUGCUGUAUAUUUAUUCCAAAAUGUUAUAUCAUUCUUUUUAGGCCUCAUAUGAAUACAAGAGAGUACCUAAUGGGAAGAGGAAAAGUGCAGACUAGAAAUUAA